UGACAGAAAAAGUCGUCUCCCAUUUUCCCACCCUCUCUUGCGUCAUUCCAUCUGUUACUCCGCUACAAAUUGUUGGCCAGCUGCACUUCUCUUCAUUCUCUUCCAUGUCUUUCUCCGUCAAUUCCAAAGCUUCCCCUAUUCCGUCCUCUCUCAAUUCGUCGCUUGACAAGUCAACCCAUUUCUUGCCCAAUUGCUUCUCCUUGUCGUUGCUUCCUUCUGGUUCUUCCUGAUCCGUUCGUUAUUCGUCCCAACUCGUAAUUUGUUGUCUCAAUGGCUCCGAUCAAGCUCAAGCAAUCGCCCAAUUCGGCUGCGAAUUCUGUUGCUUCCUCCACCGAAGCGCGCAUUCUCGUUCGGGAAACUCUGCGGAUUAGUGCUAACUUGGCUUCUGCCCCUCCUGCUGAUUCUGUUUCACCGACGUUCUCUCUCGCUGAAUCGCAGGCGAGGAAGCUUGGCAUUGUGGAGAAUCAGUUUAUUGAUUCCAGUUUGAGGUUGAUUUGUUGCGAGGAAAUUGAUGGCCGGAGGUGGAAUUAUGUUGCUGAUAAUGAGCCUUCCGGAAGGUCGAAGAAUGGCUCGAUUCGUGCCGUUUGCUUGCAAACGCCGCAAGCUCCUUUUGAGGAGAUGAUGUCAUUCAUCAGAUCAUACGUAGUCCCAGAAGGCUUCCCCGACAGUGUUACCCCUUCAUAUGUACCAUACAUGACAUGGAGAGCUUUAAAGCACUUCUUUGGUGGAGCAAUGGGUGUUUUCACAACACAGACACUACUAAGCUCUGUUGGGGUAUCCAGAAAUAAAGCUACUCCAGGUGCCAUUGCCAUUAACUGGAUUCUCAAGGAUGGUGCUGGUCGUGUUGGUAAAAUGCUUUUUGCUCGACAAGGAAAAAAGUUUGAUUAUGAUCUCAAGCAGCUACGUUUUGCAGGUGACCUCCUUAUGGAGUUGGGUGCUGGGGUAGAAUUGGCAACUGCAGCUGCACCACACCUUUUUCUUCCUUUGGCUUGUGCUGCUAAUGUCGCAAAGAAUGUCGGAGCUGUAACAUCAACAUCGACCCGCACUCCAAUCUACAAAGCCUUCGCUAAAGGAGAAAAUAUUGGAGAUGUCACUGCUAAAGGAGAAUGCGUAGGAAAUAUAGCAGAUCUGCUAGGAACUGGACUAAGCAUCAUGAUUUCAAAAAGAAAUCCAUCUUUGGUUGCUACUUUUGGUCUGCUUUCUUGCGGUUAUGUUUUCAGCUCUUAUCAAGAGGUGAGAUCCGUUGUGUUGCAUACGUUGAACAGAGCAAGAUUCAAUGUAGCAGUAGAGUCUUUCCUCAAGACAGGGCGAGUACCCUCAUUGCAGAAGGGGAAUCUGAAUGAAAGAAUAUUAAGUUUCCCGUGGCUGAAAGAAAGUCCUGUAGUUCUUGGACCAAGAUUCAAAGAUGCAUUUCAAGAUGCUGGUUCUUAUCUCGCCAUAGAGCCUAUGUUUGAUAGAGAAAAAUACAUUGUGACGUACAAUCAUACGAAGGGUAAGGUAUAUGCAUUACUCAAAGAUCAAGCAAAGUCAGACGACAUCCUAAAAGCUGCUUUCCAUGCUCAUGUGCUUUUACAUUUUAUACGCUCAUCAAGUGGGGAUAAAAACUCUUCUCGAAAACAAGGUGAUGCCUUUUCCAACUCUGUGCCAGCAACGACCAAUCUUGAAGCACCAAUUGCUGCAUCAUGUAAAAUGGUCUCAGCAUCAUAUGAGAUUUUCAAGAGUCAAGCUUCAGAGCAAGGAUGGGUGAUGGCAGAAUCACUUCUCAAUCCUGGUAGAGCUCGACUAUGUCACAGAUAAAAAAAGAUACGGACAACAUGCAGAGUUUCAUCAUCGCAAUAUACAAGCGGAUAAUAUAUAUCGCAAAAUCCUUGCCAGAGGCCAAAUUGGGCAACACAAAUUCAUUUCAAGUAUAACAAUAGGCAAGUCUAAUGUAUGCGCCUCACCCGCAUCUCUUUAUCUAUUUCCAGGUAUAACUUUAUUUGCUGCUAGUCUUCGCAUUUAUGGUUAUUCUCAUAAUUUAUUUAUUUUUUGUUUGCAAUUUUGUUUCUCCCCCGGAGUAUUCUUGCUCAAGUACAUAGACCUUUAGGCUCUUUUUGUAUUACUUAAUGUUUUACAACUCUCUCUCUCUCUCUCUCCCUUUCAGACUCUCUCAUAAGAUUUAUAGUAGCUGGAGGAUUUGGUAAUCAGCUGUCUCUUUUUUCUUUUAGUAUAACAGAUGUUGGGUAGGGAAUUCUCUGUAAUCAGCUGUACUUGUUAAAAGUCACAUGUCGAUUACAAAUUUCAGAACAUUUAGAGAGUUUGUUUCAUAAUGUUGUUUGAUUACAACUUCCAAGAAUUUCAGCC
Molecule: messenger RNA, 2343 nt
Organism: Cucurbita pepo subsp. pepo (vegetable marrow)
Lineage: Eukaryota; Viridiplantae; Streptophyta; Magnoliopsida; Cucurbitales; Cucurbitaceae
Product: protein root UVB sensitive 6
Source: RefSeq, a predicted model, not a curated record